AUGGACGUCGUCUCUGCCGGCGGGGCGACGCCCGUCUCGCCCACAAGUCCCAUGAGCGCCCGCCAUGCGCCCAAUGGGCCUCCCAAGAGGAAGCACAGCAGCAUGGCCCUCGAUAGCAGUCCGGGCAGUAAUGCCGGUCACGACGAUGACAAUGGCGAGCCUGAUUCCAAAAAGCGCCAGCCCGGCGUCAAGCGCGCAUGUAACGAGUGCCGGCAACAGAAAUUGCGAUGCGAUGUUGUUCAAGACCCUUUCCAGAGCUGUUCACGGUGUAACCGCCUCAAGCUGUCCUGUAAGAUUGAGUCCAACUUCAAGCGCAUAGGCAAGCGGUCGAAGCACGCCGAGAUGGAAAAGGAAAUCGACAGGUUGCGACGCAACAUUGCACGCGCCCAAAAUCAGGGUUACACUGUCGACGAGGACGAACAAGAUCUCCAAUCCCCGGUUGCGACAAGCGUGUACACACACACUAGAAACCCUUCCCUGAUGGGCUCUGACGAGGCUGUAUCCUCGCUGUUGCACCUCAAGAGGGGAGGGUCGUACAGUCUACCACGCUACACUCACGAGCUGGAGAACGUACGCCUGACCGAGGAGUCAGUAAAUCAGCUUUUCAGCCAAUUCUUCGCAUACUAUCACCCUUUUUUGCCUUUCCUCAACCCGCAACAGACGCCUGAUCAGUACUUCCAACAACACGCCCUUCUGUUUUGGUCAAUCAUAUCAGUUGCUGCUCGCCGUCAAGACUUCUCGAGGGUAUCAGUCGACCUCAACAAAGAGCAGCUGCAUGACCGUGUGUCAACGUGGGCUGUCUGCAAUAUUGUAGCUCAGACUAUUGGUACUGGCUACGGCCAACCAGCAUCGACCCUGUAUGACUGGACUUUGGCCGUUAGACGAGGCGAAGAUGGUCCCUUCCGAUUGACGCCCGAAUUGGAAGCUAGACUCCAAGUCGAAAGGUUCUGCGACAAGGUGUCCAAGGAAAUGUAUAGCAACGCUAGUGAUCCUCGUGGGGUCGCGGGUGAUGAACAUCGAGCCAUGUUGAUGAGAGUCUACAGAAAGGACUUCAACGAACUUCAGGCAUCCGUCCUCUCGCAGCAUCUGGGGCCAAUCGUCAACUUACAUAUGCGAGCCGCAGCACUCCAUUUGCGCCUGGCUGGCUUCUUUGACUCGAGUACCACGCCUGGCUACAUCGAUGAUUUAAUGGGCCUCUGGAGGGCAACCACAAGCUUCUUGGAUAACAUCCUUGAGGUCGACAAGGUCACAUCGCCCGGACAAAACUCUCCCGGGCAAAUUCUGCUCUAUGCGACAAACUACAUCCAGCAGAUGUUGAUUGCGGCUGGUUUUGCCUUACUCAAGCUCAUGCGGUCUUUCUUUGCCAAAACGAUUGAUUUCGAUCGUGGCCGCAACCUCUUCCACCAAACCAUCAACGCCAUCCGCGCUACGAGCGUCGUGAAUAACGAUCUGCAGUGGCGUCUAGCAGAGCUAAUGGUGCAAAUGUGGAACGGAGCUCGACUCGAUAACAACAGCACGGCCUCCUACGACAACGACGAUUCACCACUACUCAUUGACGAUACCUUGCAGCUCAAGGUGCGCUGCCGCCAUAGCAUGAGUCUUGUAUUCGACUCUGUCUGGCGAUGGAGGGAAGAAUACCAAGCCCAAGGGAGAGGUUCAAUUGAUGCGAACGAGUCCUCAGCGUCAUCGACCCAUUUGGACAGCACUCUCAUGCCGGCAACCCAAGGACUGCAAGCGAACAGCUUGCUCGCUGCCAAUGGAGCCCUCACUCCUGGUAACUCUGGCGGGAUCGGCAGUCAACCACCCAGCAACAGCAUGCUGAGUGGCAUGUCUUACGGCGAGACCAACUACGAUUUCUUCGACCCACAGCAUUGGAUGCUGGACGGUCUCUUGGACUUCAAUUACAACUUUGUGCAACCUCUUGAGGGUGCAUAG
This is a messenger RNA of Colletotrichum fioriniae, 1935 nucleotides long. The record is from RefSeq and is a predicted model, not a curated record. Lineage: Eukaryota; Fungi; Ascomycota; Sordariomycetes; Glomerellales; Glomerellaceae.